Ambispora leptoticha is the source of this 318-nucleotide messenger RNA. Lineage: Eukaryota; Fungi; Glomeromycota; Glomeromycetes; Archaeosporales; Ambisporaceae. The record is from the annotation of a GenBank genome assembly.
AUGGGAUUUAUGAGUAUUUUCUGGAUCUGGUUUCGUACUGUAACUCUUAAAGAGAGGUCAAUUAAUGCUAUUAGAAUGUUGCUUGCUGAAUAUGAUAGAAAAGAUCUAGAUACGGGAAUUACUUGGGAAUACUGGAAUUCGGUUAAUGGAAAAACUUCUAAUUGGAAGGACCGUUUCUGCGUUGGUUUGCCAAUCUCUCAGCAAAAAGAGUUUCUCCUCAUUAAAUUACCUUCACAACCUGGAAUAUCUGAAACAUCACGCACCACAAUACUCCAAAUAUCUGACGAUAAAUGUGAACCAAUUACAUUAUAUCUUUAA